CGUGACGAGGAUUGUCACAAACAAUAAUGUCAUGUUGUAAAACCCUUGAAUUGGCGCGAAGUCGGCAUGCCGGAUUUCGAUCGCUGAGUACCAUCGCUCGGACAGCUCUUGAUAUUCUUGUCACAUUAUGUGUGUCUGAUUGAAAGCAUGCUGCCCGACAAAUGAAACUUGCACAGUAUACGCUUUAGCUUGGGGCCCAGACAUACUUCUAUUAUCGCGGGCUUCCUCUGCUAUGUUGCCUAUAGUUUAGCAUAUAAAUACUGCUCCCACCACUAGGGAGCCCGAACAAAGAGUCCCAAGGAAAUGGGCUUGCACGUUACAGGCGCUGCUUUUGCAGCCGCUGCGGUUGUGCUUGCCCUGGCAAUGUACAUGGUCCUGCAAAGGCGACGCAAGUCUACGCGGUUGGUAUCAUGGACAUAUAAGAUCGCAUGGGUGCGCUGGAGUGGCGUCGGCGGCUUGGAGCUUCAUCUCGCGAAGGGCCCACUUCAGUCCAUCCGUGUGGGCGCCGUGGAGCUGCUGGCGGCGGCGGCAGCUGCGCCACCUGACACAUCCGACACACCCGACAGCGGCAGCGGCAGCGGCGCAACCAGCAGUGACGUGCGCGGCAGUGCAGGCGGCGCCGACAGCACCUGCGCACCCGCCAUGGCGCCGGUGCCGCUGCCUCGCGCUCUGCUGCGCCUGGCAGCGGCAGCGCUUUGGCGUGGCAGCGGCGGCGUCGGCGGCGGGCGCCUGCAGGCAAUGCGCCUGGUGGUGCGGAACGUGGAGGUGAGGCUGCGGCCUCCGCCACCUCACCCAGCAGCUGCAGCAGCCGGCGGCUGUUGUGGAGUCUCCGGCAGCGGCAGCGGGGACGGCGAUGCAGCAACGGCGCCGGCAGACACCGCAAACGGCAGCGCCCAGGCCCACGCUGCGUCGCCGCCGCCCGCCCACGCCAGUACUCCAGGCACCGCAGCCUCUGCUGCCGGCCUGGCGGCAGCGACGCGGCCGACGCCGCUGCCUCCUCCGCCGCCGCCGAAGCGCAAGCAGAGGCCCCCAGUGCCGCUGCUCCGGCGGCUGGAGCUGCUGUCGCGGGCGGCGGCGGCGGGGUGGCGGCUGCUGUCGGCACUGGAGGUGCGGGUUGAGGGCCUGGCAGUGGAGGGCGGCGGCGGCAGCGGCGGCGGCGGCGGCGGCGGCGGCGGUGGGGCACAGUGGCGGGCGUCCCUGGGGCAGCUGGCACUGGGGGCGCAGGGCAUGGAGGCGGCGGCUGGCGAGCCGGGAGCGGCGGCGGCGGCCAGGGGUGUUGGUGUCACGCUGGCGCAGCUGCGGCUCGAGGCCAGCGCAUGCGGCAGCAGCGCCAGCAGUACCGACUGCAAUGUCGGCAGCGGCGGGAUGCCAGUUGCAGUGCAUGGGAAAGAGCCGGCGCGGGCAGUCGGUAUGCAGGCAGACUGCCGCAGCCGUGGCAGCGGGACCGCCGCCGCCGCCGCGUCAGGUGGCGGCGGCGAUGGCGGUUGCGGCACUGGUGUCGCUGCGUGUGCAGCAGUGGCGCGGGUGCGGCUGGAGCUUACGGCGGGCCGUGGCGGUGCGGCUGCUGGUGCGGGUGCUGGUGCGGGUACCACUGCAGGUGCGGGUGCGGCUGCUGGUGCGGCUGCGGCUGCGGCUGCGGCUGCGGUGCGCGCGCACGUGGCGGUGGAGGGCGUGCGGCUGGCGGCAGGGGCCGCGGGGGCCGGGUGCGGCGGCAGUGCCGGCACCCUGGCCACGGCAGUGGCUGCGGCGUGCCUCUCGGCGGCGCCUGCGGCGAGUGCUGCGGAUGGCGGGAGGCGGGGCGCGGAAAGCCAUGGUGCCAAGGAGCAGGCACUGCCACUGCCACUGCCACUGCCACCGCCACUGCUGCUGGAGCUUGGGACGCAGUCGCCGCUGUCGCUGAGUGUGGAGCUGGGCUCUGCAAGUGGGUCUGCAAUCGGCAGCGCAGCAGCAGCCGCAGCCGGCGGCGCCAGUACCAGCGCCCGCCGCGGCGCGAUCGUCAGUGUGCGGCUGGCGCUGCCGGCGCUGACGGCUGCGCUGCCGCAUGCUCCCGCGCCAGAGCCUGGUGCGGCGGGGCGCCCGCAGCUGUCGUACGCACUGCGGCUGGGCCCCGGCAGCGGCCGCCUGGAGGUGCAGCUGCCGCCGCCGCCGCCGCACCCCUCGCCGUCAUCGGCGUCGGCAGCAGCACUGGGUGCUGCGGACUCAGCCACUACCGCUGCGGCCAGAGAUUCCGCCCCUGGUUCCGUUGAUAGCGCUGUCAAGGCCAGCGGCCUGAGCUGGCGCUUUGGCAGCCGCAGGACCGCCGGCACGGGCCCGGCACCUGCAGACGGCGCAGCCGCCAGCAGCGCCGCCGCCAGUAGCGCUUCCGCCGCCGCCUCGCCUGCUGGCGGGCCGGCGCCUGUGGAGGCUGAGCUUUGCUUGGGUGGGCUGGAGCUGGAGGCGCAGGAGGGGCCGCGGGAGGAGGCUGGCGUGGAAGCGGCCAGCCAAGGAGCGCGCAGCAGCGGUGGCGGCGUGGUCACGCUGCUGGCGCUGCCGCCGGGGGCCACGCUGCGCGCCUCGGCCGGCGAUGCGGCCGCGGCCGCUGCAGCCGUGGCGGCGGCGGCCGCACAGGCGGGCGGUGCUGCUGCAGGUCAGCGGGCGCCUGCCGGCGCAUCCAAGGCCCGGGCAAGGGCGGCCAAGGCGGUUAAGCGGUCGUCGCCCGCUGCGGAGCUCGCGGGUACGGUGGAGGGCCUGCUGCAUCUGCUGCUGCGGCGGCGGCGACAGGGCUCGGGGUCGGGGUCGGGGUCGGCCGGGGGCGGAGAGGCACUGGAAGUGGACGUGUCGGUGGCGGUCGGGCAGCUGCGCCUGUCGCCGUCGCCGCUGCUGCUGGAGCCGCUGCUGGAGGCCGCGGCGGCCGUCACGGCGGCGGCGGCGGCGGCAGCGCGUCCCGCCGGGGCACGGCAGGCAGCGGCGCGCCGUCGGCGGCCGCCGCCUGCAGCGCGUGUUUCAGGUUCGGGGUCGAAAGCCGGGACAGGGCCCCCCAGGUUUGCGCUGCGCAGUGUGGCGGCGGCGUGGGGCGGGCUGCGCUGUGUGGUGGCGUUGGCGGCGGAGGUGGACCCCCGGUACGCCGCCGAAGGCCUGCGGGGGCCGGCGCAGCCGGAGGCGGUUGCAAACGCCAUGUCGGCGCCAGCGCCAGCGCCUGUGUGGGCGGUGCCCACGAUAUUGGACCUGAGCCUCGGCGGCGCCACGGCGGAGGUUUGGCUGGGCGGGCGCAGCAGCACCACGAGCAGCAGCAGCGGCGGCGGCGGUGGCGGCGGUGGCGGCGGUGGUGGCGGCGGCCCUGGAGGCAGUGCGGGGUUCGUGACGCGGGCGAGGCUGUCUGGUCUGGUCCUCACCGCGCGCCGCCUGCCGCCGUGUCGCGUGGCGGACGGCCCGGCGGCGGCGCUGGCGCAGCUGCUGCUGCAGGAGCCCGUGGCGGCGGCAGCGGGGCCGGCGGCGGAGGUGCAGCAGGUGCUGUCGCUGGACGGCGCGGAGGUGCUGCUGGCGGCGGCGCCGGCGCCGGCGGCGGCGGAGGGCGGCGCCGGCCGGCGGCUGAGGCGGCUGACUUUGAGCGGUGCAUGCGCUUUCCUGGAUCCAGACCUGCCGCUGGCGCUGCUGGCGGCGGCGCAGCAGCUGGCAGAGGCAGCCGCGGCGGCGCGCCGCUACCGCAGCCCGGCCGCUGGCGCCCCCGCUGCCGGCACCGGCGGCGCCGCCGGAGCGCAUGGCCCCGCGGCGUCUGUGUCGGGCGGGAGCGGCGGCAGGGCUGGCGGCGGCGCUGAUGCGAGCACGGCGGCGGCGCCUGCGGUGUGGGAGGUGGCGGUGGAGGACGUUGGCGUGCAGCUUGACCUGGGCCCGGCCGGCCUGUUGGGGCUGGGCGUCACGGGGGUGCGCCACUGCGCCGCCCUGGGCGGCACAGCCGUUAGCGGCCUCGCGCUCACCAUGGGCAACCGCAGGCUCCUAGAUGUGGAGCAGCUGCGUGUGGGCACGCCGCCCGCGCCGCCGCCCGACGCAGCCCACGUGGCGACAGCGCAGGUCGGUGGCGCCGCCGCCGCCGCCGCCGGCUCGUACGGCACCAGCGGCGGCCAGCAGCCGGAGCCGCAGCAACCCCACUCUGCUCCAGAGCUGCUGGCGCCCGUGUUCGCACGUCGAUGUCACAGUGGCAGUAGCAGCGUCGGUGGCGGCGGCGCCGCCGCCGCCGCCGCUUCGGAUGGAUCCACCGCCGGUACCGCCUGUCGUGGCGUAGUGCCGCCGGUGGCGCCUCCGGCGUCGGAGUUGGCGGCGUGGCGAGACCUGGGGCCGCUGCCAGCCUGGGUGGCGGAGGACUCGGCGGCGGCGGCGGGCGGCGGCGCCGCCGCGCCCUCGCCCGGCGUUGUGACGCUGAACGAGCUGUUUGAGCCAGUGGUGGGAGGCAUGCGGACGCAGGCAGCGCAGGCGGCGGCGGCGGCGGUGCCGCUGGCCGCAGGAGCAGCAGCCGCCGCCGGUGGUGGUGUUGGCCCUGGGGUGGGUGGCCAGGGGACUGUAGAAGCAGCAGCCGCCUAUGAGGCAAAGACCGCCGAGCUGGCCUCCGCCCGCCGCACCGCCAUGCGCAGCCGCUUCCUCGCGCUCGACUCCCCGGACGUCAUCCAGGCGCGCCGCCGCGCCGCCCUGGCCGGUGCGGCAGGCCUGCCGCCGCCGCGUGUACGGCCGCUGUCCAUCCGGCUGUACGGCAUGCUGGUGACUGUGCCGUACGACGAGGCCAUCAUGCGGGUGGUGGAGACCAUGCAGCUGUGGCGGCGCGGCGUGGCCACGGUCAUCGCGGCACGUGUGGCCGCCAUGCGAGCCGCCGGCCGCGGCCCCACGCCGCCGCCACGGGACGCCGCCGCAGGCGCAGCGGCCUCCCCCGCUCCCGCACCUCCACCCCCACCUCCGCCCCCGCCACCUCCGCCUCCGCCUCCUGAGCCUCAGCCCGCCGUUCUUGAGCUGCUGUUUGACGCCCGCCGCGUGACCGCCGCCAUGGAGGCGCACCCGCUGGAGGCCUGGCUGGGGCUGCACGCGCCGGCGCUGAGGGCGGCGGCCCUGCGCCGGCACCUGGCGGAGCGGGCGGCGGCGCUGCCCCCCGGCUUCGACCCCCGGCCCGGCCAGACCACCGCCCGCACCCGCGACCCCGCACACCCGCACACACAAGCCGCGGCGGUGGCCGGUGCCGCGCCGGCUGCUGCUGCGGGUGCUGGAGCGGCGAUGACGGCGAUGGCGGCGAUGGCGGCGGCGGCGGCGGCGGCGGCCCCGACGGCCGUCACGGACAGCGCGCAGCUGCACACGACGUGGCGGAAGGCCGCCGUGGAAGCUGCUGCCGACUACGUGCGGGCCGCCCGCGGCAUUGCGGCGGCGGCGGCAGACGCCAGCGCCGCCGCGCCGCACGGCCGCCUGCCGCACGCCGCGGCGGCGGGCGCCGGCGGCAGGGGCGGCGCGGCGGAGCGGGCGGGCACUGAGCCGGGCCUGAUUGCGCCCUGGGCGGCGCGGCGGCGGCAGCUGGGGGGAUUGCCGGGCGGGGCGCUGCUGCACCUGACGGCGCCAGAGGUGCAGGUGGCGCUGAUGCUGGCGCCCCCCGCCAGCCCCUGGGGCUCCGCGGUGGGCAUGGAGGCCGUGUACCGGCUGGACGGCCCCGCGUUGGCGGCGGCACACGGCGGCGGCGGCGGCGGAGGAGGAGGAGGAGGAGGAGGAGGAGGAGGAGGAGGAGGAGGAGGAGGAGGAGGAGGUGGCACGGACUCGCACAUAGAGGCGUCGGCCGGCGCUGGUGCUGGAAGUACUGCUGCUAGUAGCAGUGCUGGUGGCGGUGGCGGUGGCGGUGGUGAGCGGCCGCUGUGGUUCCGGGUGCUGCCCGCCAGCCUGGACUGCUGGGCGCGACAGCUGGAGUUCCGGCUGUCGGGCUGCGGCCAGGGCGCCGCCGCGCCGCCCCUCAUCUCGGUGGACGGCGCGGCCAUUGGCGGCUGGGUGGUCCGGGCGAGGCAGCGCACAGCGGGCGAGGCGCAGACGCCGGCACGGCUGUGGCCUGUGGGUCGCGCCCACGCCGCGCCUGUGGCCACCUGGUCGCGCUGGAGCCGGCCCAACAUGAAGAGCUACACCGAGCUGCGGGGGCAGGCUGCGGGCAUACGUGUGGCUGUGAGUAGCGCCAUGGAGCCCGCCAUUGUGGGGGUGGUGCAGUGCAUCAUCCGCCGGCUGCUGCCGCCCGCGCCCUUCGCGCUGUCGCCCGCCGGCGCCGUGGAGCCGCUGCAGCCGGGCGCCUGGAGCCUUUGGGACAUCAACACCUACUUCUGGAGGGGCAGCCUGCAGUUGGCCCUGCGGGACAUCGCCAUCGCCGCGGCGGCGCCCGGCGGCGCCCACCCCCUGCUGCCCGGCCCCGUCACGCCCGCCUGCCCGCGACUGCUGCUGGCCGCGGACGCAUUCAGCUUCGCCUCCCUGCCCGGGGCCCCCGGCGGACCCGGCAGCGGACCCGGACCCGGGACUGGGGCUGGGGCCGGCAGCGGCGCGGGAGCGGCGGCGGCGGCGGCGGCGGCAGGGUCUCCUGCGGCGGCGGCGGCGCAGAGCGGGAGUUGGCUGGCGAUGCAUAUGGCGGUGGCGGCGGCGGGGCUGCGCGCGGCGGCGCUGGCGGUGGCGCCGGGGCGGGGGCCGGGCUCCCCUCUGGUGGGUGUGCCUCUGCUGGAGGCGCCCGCGCUGGCGCUCACGGCGCACGUGCGCACCCGCCGCAUCGCGCCCGGCGCCCCCUACGUGUUCGAGUGGCGGCGGCGCCAGCCGCCGGAGGACGAGAUCGAGACGCCGCUCAACGUGGGCCGCCUCAUGUCCACCACCCGCUGGACCGCCGAGUUGGAUGUCUCAGCCGGCCCCGACCCCGCCGCCAGGCCACACGCCCAGCCGCCACAGGCGCCGCCGCACACCCCGCCCCUGCCCGCGGCGCGGUCAGCAGCACAGGGUGUACACAGCGUGGCGGCGGCGGCGGCGCUGCCGCCGUCGUCGUACGCGGCCCUGGGACAGGACCUGGCGGCGGCGGAGGACGGCGAGGAGGGCGGCGUGGCGGAUGGCGGGCUGGCGGGUAGCCGGCCGCAGAUGAGGCUGUACUGGGGCGAGAUGCAGGCGUACGCGCUGCGCGCGGCUGUGGCGGAGCUGGGCGGCGGCGCGCCCAUCACCACGCGGCGCGCAGGCGGCCGCACGCCCUUCUACGCCACCCGGCAGGUGCCGCUGCCCAGGCCGCCGCCACCGGGCGGCCCCGGCUCGGGCGGCCUGGCGGGUGCGGAGCUGCGGCUGUCCCUGGAGGGGGUGGACCUGGCACAUGAUGCACAGGACGCGGCGGACCCUUGUGACGGCCUGACGUGCCGCCUGGCGGGGCUGUACCUGGGGGCAGAGCUCAGGAGGCCGCAGCCGCUGGCCCCGCUGGUCAUGUCGGGUCUGUACCUGGGCUGUGCGGCCGCCGACGUAUUCGCCAGGCCGCCGCCGCCGCCGCCGCCGCCCAGCCACAACAGCCAGACCGGCCAACGCCAGAUGGGCGGCGGCGGUCGCAGCCAGGUGCCACAAAGGCAGCAGCAGCAGCAGCAGCAGCCGCAGCAGCAGCCGCAACAGCAGCAGCAGCAAGCUUAUCAGCAGCAGCAGCAGACGGCGCUGUCGCUGCCGCUGUUCCCGCCGGACGCGGUGGCGGGCGCGUGUGCGGUGCCGGCGUUCGGGCGCGGGCGGCUGCUGGCGGUGCGCGGCGUGUGGCUGACGCGGGGCGGCCGGGCACCGCGCACCCGCGCCCGCGGCGGCAGUGCCGGCAGCGGCACCCCCGCCGCUGCUGGCUCCGCCGCUGCGGCCCCCGUGGGGCGACACCUCCGUGUGCUCGUGGAGUCCGUGCGGGUGCUGCUGGUGCCGUACAACCGCAACGUGGCCUUCUCGGCCGCAGUACACACCGUGCAGAUGCUGCUAGCUCGCCUGCCGCCGCCCAUGCCGCACCGGCCGCCUCAAGACAGCUGCGCACUGGUGCACUGCCACUGUGCCGACGUCGCCGCAGCCGCCGCCGCAGCCGCCGCAGCCGCAGCCCACGCGCAACCCGGCGCCGCCGCGGCGGCGGCUGCAACGCCCUCUGCGGCGGCGGCCCGCGCCCGCGGCCCCCACCUCACCGCCGCAUCGCUGCCGCCCUCACACACGAACAGUAGUGUGUUUGGCGCCACGGAGGAUGCCAGUCUCCAUGGCGGCCCGACACCCUCAGUCUCUGCGACUGGCACCUCGGCCUUUGCUGCUGCGGCAGCGGCUGGCGCUGCUGCUGCUGCGGCGGCUGGUACUGCUGCGAGUGCGGCUGAGGAGGUGUUUUGGGAGGUGGCUGUGAAAACCGUGCAGGUGUGCCACGUCACGCGGCGCGCCGCAUUGCCCUCCGUGGCCGCCGCCGACGCCGCCGCCGCCGCUGCGCCCGGCGGCGCCGCAGCGGGCGCAGUCGCUGCGCCGCCAGCCUCCAGCGGCCCGCGGCCCGGCGCUGUCCCGGCGGCGGGGGCGGGUGGGCUGCCGGCUGCGGCGGUGGCGGCGGCGGCGGCCAGGGCGGCGGCGGCGGGUGUGGCUGCGGCGCCACUCGCGUCCGAUCCACCCGAUGCAGUGCUGCAGGCGCUGGUGGUGGUUCGCGGCGCGGCGGCGCUGGCCCGGCGGAGCCCCACGGGUCGGUCGCACGUGGGCGGUGCCGUGGAGACGGUCAAGCUGUUCUCGAUGGAGCACGCCGUGUCGGGCCGCGACGGCCGCCCGCGAGUGCUGUGGGCGCGGCACAGCCCCAGGCCCCAGGAGACGGAGGCCCCAGAUCUGCGCCCCAGCACCGCCGCAGCCGCCAUGGAGGCAGCCGCCGCCGCCGCCACCGCCACCGCCACCGCCACCUCCUCAACCGCAGGAGCCACAAGCGGCAGCGCCACACCGGCAGUAGCAGGAGGAGGAGGAGCAGCAGCAGCAGCAGUAGCAGCCUCGCCCGCCGCCACCGGGCCGCGCGCCUCGCCGCACCAGCAUCAGCACGUGGUGCGAAUGCGGGAGAUGGUCCGUGUCACAAACCCACACGCCGACUUCUCCCGCCCGCCGCCCCCGCCGCCCCCGCCUCCCCCGCUGUACGACGGCACUGACGCCGCCGACGCCACUGGCGACGAGGGGGGUGCGGGUGGGGCUGAGGGCGGGGCGGGGCCAGUGGCGGACGUCCCUCUGGCGCACGGCAUGGCUGUGGCGGUGUGUGUGCCGGGGGUGUACGGCCAGGCGGACCGCGAGCAGCUGCAGCUGCUGGCGGACGGGCUGGCGCUGGCCAUGGCGGCACCGCUGCCGCCGCUGCGGGUGCUGACGGGCGGUGUGGGUGUGCGGCUGCCGGCGCCCGACUACUUCGAUGACGUGGCGGAGGGCGAGCUGCGGGGGCAGCUGGCGGCGCUCAGGAAUGAGCUGGCGGCGGCGGAGGCGCAGGUGGCUGUGCGCUACGUGGGCCGCGGGGCGGCGGCGGGCGAGAACAUCAUGUGGGCGCUGCGGGCGGCGCAGCACGAGCAGGCGGCCGCGGCGGCGCUGUCACGGGGCCGCCAGCACUACCUGUACGGCCACGGCCACGGGUGCGGGUGCGGGUACGGCAGGAUGGGGCAGCCGCACGGCGGUGGCGCUGCUGCCGCCACGGCGGCGCUGGCGGCUGCGGAGGAGCUGGCGGCGCUGGCGGCUCUGGCGAGCUGGGCGGGCGUGGAGGCGGAGCGGCUGGCUGGGUGUCUGGAGGCCCCCGCGGCGGCGCUGUUGGAGCUGGGCGCGGCGGCGGACGGGCUGCGGGCGGCGGCGCUGCGGCGGCGGCCCGCCGGCCUGAGCCUGCGGCUGCUGCUGGGGCCGCUGCUGUACCGCGCAGUGGACGAGCGGGGGCGGCCCUUCGCCGAGCUGUCCCUGGCCUCGCUGUCGCUGCUGCACUCGCUGGAUCGCGACUUCCGCGGCGCCAGCGCUCUGGACCUGCGGGCGCGGCUGGAGGACGGCGUGGUGCUGAGGCACCUGCUGGCACCACACGCACACACACGCGGAGGCGGAGGCAAGAGCAUGGGUGGCGGCGGCGGUGGUGGCGGUGGUCUCGGGGUGGAUGUCUCGGCGGCGGCGGGUCAGCAGCAGCAGGUGGGUGCGCCGAUGUCGGCGCGGACCAGUGUGGACGGCGGCGACGGCGUGGGCGGGGCGAUGCUGGACGCGGCGGCGGAGCUCAAGUCCCGCGUGGCGGCGGUGGCGGAGGCGGGCCGAGACCGCGCGAGGGAGGUGGUGGCGGCGCAGGUGGCGGCGGCGCGCAAGGGCAGGAUGCUGAGGGCACUGCGGCGCACCUUCGGAUGCAGUGGCGGCGGCGGCGGCGGCGACCCAGCGAUGUCGUACGGCCGGGCGACGGCUGCCGCCGCCGACGAGGACGCCGAGGUGGCGGCGGCGCAGUUACGCGGCGGCGGCAGCGGCCGCCUCGGCGGCGCCUCCUCUGGGCGGUCCACCGCCUCUGCAUUCAUGCCGCGCGCUCCAGCCUCCGCCGCCGCCGCUGAGGCCUAUGGUGCCGACGCCGGUGCGGCGGCGGCGGCGGCGACACCCCACGCCUUGCAUGCCGCCGUCGGCGUGUGGACGCUGGACGAGCUCGUGGCGGCGGCAACCGCCGCUCCAACCGACAACGACGUCGGCGCCGCCGCCGCCGCCGCCGCCGCCGCCGGCAACGGUGACAGCAGCACCGGCAGUAUCCUGGGUGUGUGGCGGGAGACGGCGCUGGCCCUGGCCAUUGAGCGCGAGGAGCGGGCACGGAGCCACGCAGCGGCAGCCGCGGGUGCGGGUGCGGGUGCGGGUGCGGGCGUGGCAGGCGCCGACGCCAGCGCCGCGGCGGCGAGCCCGCUGGCGCCUCAGUGGGCGGAGGCGGAGAGCCGUGUGGCUGUGGCCCUGGAGCGGGUGCAGAGGGCCCAGGCGGUCUGGUUCAGCCAGCCGGACCACCCGGCCGUUACGCCGCUGCCGGCGGCGGCGGCGGCGGCGGCGGCGGCGGCGGCGGCGGCAGCCGCUGAGGCGACGCCAGCGGCGGCAGUGCCGGCGGUGGGGGCGGGCUUCCUGCUGGGCGGCGUCGGCGGCAGCGCCGGCGCUGCGUCGCUGCUGGGGUCUCCGUCCGGCCGGCCGCCGCCGCACUGGGUGGGCACACUCCGUCGCGGACACUCCCUGGAGCCAGCCGCCGCCUUCACUGCCUCCGCCGCCGCACUGCCGCACCCCACCCCCGUCUCCGCCAGCGGCGCCGCACUGCCGCCGCUGCCGCGGCCGCCCGCGCCGCCGCCGCCUGCGGCGGUGGCUGCGGUGCUGGAGGCGGGCGCGGACCCGGGGCUGCUGCUGAGUGUGUUGAUCGCGCACGGCGGGCUGCAGCAGCAAGCCAAGGUGGUCGACAAGGUCAAGGUGACGCUGCACCCGCUCACCAUCGACCUGGACGACGCCACCGCCAAGAAGCUGGCGGCCUACGCGCGGCUAUCCCUGCCGCCCAGCGCGUGCCGCCGCCGCUGCUACAGCCGCAGCCGCCGCAGCCGGCGGCGCAGCAGCAGCCGCAGGCCCCAGCAGGCAUUUCGGGGCGCCGCCGCGGGGGAAGCCCCCGGCCCGCCCUCCUCCUGGCUCGCCUCCAUCUUCACCUCCGCCCGCAACAAGAUGCACCCCCACCACCACCACCACCCGCCGCCGCCAGCCGUGCCGGCGCCUCCUCCUCCUCCCCCUCCACCGCCUCCGCCUCCUCCCCUACCCGCCAUGGACGGAGCCUACGCCCGCUGCGGACAGGACCUCAUGCGCACCGCCCCCGACGGCCGGCCCCUGACGCUGAUAGACGUCGGCGGCUGGCUGCUGCCGCACCCCGUGGGCCGGCCGCCCGAGGGCACCGCGGCUGUGUCCACACCCGCCGGCGCUGCCGCGGGCGGUGCCGGUGCGGGCGUGGGUGCGGCCGGCACCGGCACCGGCACUGGGUUGUUCGGUGCGGUGGCGGCGGCACCGGCGGCGGGUGGCGGCGGCGCUGCCAGCGCGGGUGGUGACGCCGGUGCGGGAGCUGGUGCGGGUGACGGCGCCAACAGCAGCGGGGGCGGAGGCGCUGGGCGCACCACGCUGUAUAAAUACGUGCGCUUUGAACGCCUGCACGCCCGGCUGACCUACACCUCGCCGCGUGUGUGGAUCACGGGGUGGGAGGUGGUGCUGGACGGCGACACACAGCGCGGCGUCAGCAGCGUGGGCGACAUCGUGAAGCGCUACUCCUACCGCACCAAGCUCAGUGUGGGCAAGUACAUGCUCAACCUGCAGGCCUCCAAGGUCAAGCGCCUGCGCAACAUGCGGCUGCGCAACAACCGCGAGCUCAAGGCCUACGCUGCCGAGAUGGGCAUCACAGUGGAUGAGAUGCGGCCCGGAGGCCUGCUGGCCAGGCAGCGCCAGCAGCAGCAGCAGCAGGGCAGCCGCAUGCAGGUCGGUGCGGGCGGGGGCCGCGGCCGCGGCAGUGUGCAUUUCGAGCGGGAGGUGGCUGCUGUCAGCGGGUCGGGCGUGCCGGCGUCUGCCGCGGCCGCGGUCUCUGUGGGGGCGGCUGCUGGUGAGGAGGAGGACGAGGAGGAGGACGACGACUGGGGUGAUGGGUGGGAGCUGCCAGGCGAGAGUGACGUGUAUGUGUAUGCGCCCGGCGGAGCUGGAGGUGGAGCGGGAGGGGACCGCAGCGGUCAGGCGCUGGCGCGUGGGGGUGGCACGGGCGGCAGUGGGGCACUGUCGCCAGCGCACCAGCCAGCGGGCAGUGGUGGUGGCGGCAGUGGUGCAGCCGGUGCGGGUGCCUCGGGCUCGGUGGCGGGCGGUGCGCUGCCGCCAGCGCCGCCCAUGCCGCGCGCGACGCCCGGGCAAGGUUUGGGCAGAGGUCGCGUGGCGGCGGCCUGAGGCAGUCGGGUGUGUAGGCGGCUGCGGCGUACCCAGUUGUGGAACAGUUUUGAGCACGGUAGUAGGGGUGCUGGAUGAGUCAGGCUGCGUGCGCACUGUCAGAACACAGCGGCACCGGGGGUAGCUGAGCUUUUGAUAGCAGAGGCUGCAGACAACUUAUCAUGGACAUACUAACGAUGUGAGGUGGCAUGUGAGGUGCGGCGUGCGGAAUGUGCUUGACACAACAGGGUUGCUGACACCGUGAAGCCCCGGAAGUGCGGUGGCGCGUGGGAUGGGAUGCGGCGCAGACGGGCCGGGUCGCCGCGUGAUGCGGGGGGGGGGGGCCUGCGCAUCCGACGCUGCAGUCAGCGCGCGUGUGCAUGGGUAUUGCAGGGGGAGAUGCACGCACCGGGCCCAUCGGGCAGUCGCAGCAGCGGCAGUGGAGGCAGUGCGCUGUUGGGAGGUCACCGAAUGCGAGCACGCUGUGUGUGUGUGUGUGUGUGUGUGUAUAUGAUGUAAGCGUCCCCGCCG
This is a messenger RNA of Chlamydomonas reinhardtii, 13386 nucleotides long. RefSeq lists its product as uncharacterized. The record is from RefSeq and is a predicted model, not a curated record. Gene Ontology annotation, cellular component: endosome. The coding region runs from base 304 to 12876 and encodes 4190 amino acids. The transcript has 43 exons. NCBI's taxonomy places the organism in Eukaryota, Viridiplantae, Chlorophyta, Chlorophyceae, Chlamydomonadales, Chlamydomonadaceae. Gene Ontology annotation, biological process: protein transport to vacuole involved in ubiquitin-dependent protein catabolic process via the multivesicular body sorting pathway.